GGCGCCCUCCCUGGGAUGCGUGCCUUCUCUCCCUUUCCCCUGUGGGAGCGCUUCCAUUAUCCACGCUCUGUCCCUCAUGGAAAUAGCCCCAGGUUCAUGGCCCUGCUGAGGGAAGGAGCGGGGUGGGACCUCUGGGAGUGCCACGGCGGAGCCCUGCCAGCCCUGUCGCUCGGCGGUGGGGGGCGGAGAGGGAGAGGUGCGCCCGCUCCCCACGGCCGGGGCUGUGGCGCCCACAGGGACCGAACGCAAGGCUGGGAUGGGCAGCGCAACCUCCCCGCCGGCGGAGCGCGGCCGGCCCGGCAGCAGCGCAAACUUCUGCAAGUUGCUGCUGUCAAAGAGCUGCGCGGGGACCGCGAGCGCAGCCCUCGGACGCGGGUAACGAGCCGGUGGGCAACGAUCCGGGUUCCUCAAACCUGAUGGAUCAAAGUGGGAAGAACCCCAGGCAUGGCCAGGAGGAAGAUUGGCAGUUUAUAGGGUCAACCGGCUGCGGGCGGCUCUGAUGGAUGGGCGGUCCACCCACUCCGCUAGCCCAGCGCGAGAGCCCGCCCUCUGGGGGAGCCAAUGGCGGGGCAGGGAGGCGGAUCUCCCGCGAGCUCGCUUGGCCCGGUUCCUCCUCCCCUUCGUUAGCAGCUGCGCUUCGCCCGGGACUGGACCGAGUUAGAGUUGAGACGCCGGAGGAGUAGCGCAGAGUGCGUGCGUCCCCCGCGGGGGGGGUCCGUGCCUGCGAGCGCUGGGGAGCCGGGCUCCAGCCCAGUUUGGUGCAGCCUUGGCAGAGACCAACAAGGAGAGGGAGCUCCAUUGGAUAGAGUUCAGCUUUUCAUACUGGCCUGCCAAGGAGAAAGCAGGGGCGCCCAAGAAGCUGCAAGGGGACACAGCCAGGACAGCUGACCCAAACUGGCCAACAGGAUAUUGUAUACUAUAUGAUGUCAUGCUCUGCAUAUAAUUGGGGGUUGGCCAGAAGGCAGGGCAGCUGAAGAACUAGCUGAGCAACAGCUUCAGAUGAACACGCUGCUUUUGUGGAGGGCAGCAAGUUGAUACAAGAAGAGCAGGUUCCCCACAGGAAAGAAAAUAAAAGCUCUUGGAGCAACUUAUUAAGGUAAACAGAUUGCAGUGGAUUUCUGGAUGGCAGAUCUGGAAUGGACACAAGUCCUCUGGGAGGAUUAGAACUGUCUGAACAUAGUCCUGGUCUACUCAGGAAUACCACCAUGGCAGCAGGUCUUGCAAACGUAGGAAAUACGUUUGGAGGUCCACCAAGUUCUUUAGUUUCUAGACCUAAUAAAUUCCAAAACUCACCUAUAGAAGAUGAUGAUGACGUAGUUUUUAUCGAACCUGUACAACCUCCACAAAAUUCUACGUCACUGAUAGCAGAUCAAAGGAACACUGCAUUUACAUCAUCAAAAAAUGAAGAUCUUCAAGGGAAUGAUUGCAAAAUGCUUCCUCCUCCAAAAGACUUAAAUUCUCAAAAGGGGAGUAUAAGUGAAACUAUUAUUAUUGAUGAUGAAGAAGACAUUGAAACAAAUCAAGGACAAGAGAAGAAUGCUUCCAGUUUUAAUGAACGAAGACUUCCAGAGUGUAAAAAUAGAACCAACAAUAUGGAAUUCUCAGCUUCCGGUUUUUCAAGAAGUAAGGUAAAUUCAGGAAUAGGUAAUAGUUGUAUAACCACAGAACCAGACUCUGAAAUUCAGAUUGCUAAUGUUACUACAUUAGAAACAGGUUCUAUGAGCUCUGUGAGUGAUGGUCAUUUAGAAAAUGCUGAAGGGCGUGACAUGAACUUAAUGAUUACACAUGUAACAUCACUGCAGAAUGCCAACUUGGGAGAUGUAUCUAAUGGACUACAGUCAAGUAAUUUUGGUGUUAAUAUGCAAACAUACACCCCAUCUUUGACUCAACAGACUAAGCCUGGUGUAGGACCUUUCAAUCCUGGUAGAAUGAGUGUGGCUGGAGAUGUAUUUCAAAAUGGAGAAUCUGUGACUCAUCAUAAUCCUGAUUCUUGGAUAUCCCAGUCAGCUUCCUUCCCUAGGAAUCAGAAGCAAUCAGGUGUGGAUUCCUUGUCACCUGUAGCAUCGCUUCCUAAACAGAUUUUCCAGCCUUCUGCCCAGCAGCAGCCUUCUAAACAGGUUAAAGUCACAUGUGCAAACUGCAAAAAGCCUUUACAAAAGGGACAGACUGCAUAUCAGCGAAAAGGAUCAGCUCACCUUUUUUGUUCUACUACCUGCCUCUCAUCGUUCUCACACAAACCCACUCCAAAGAAACUUUGUGUUAUGUGCAGAAAAGAUAUAACAACAAUGAAAGGUACCAUUGUUGCUCAAGUUGAUUCAAGUGAGUCUUUCCAGGAGUUUUGCAGUACAUCAUGUUUAGCCUUCUAUGAAGAUAAACAGAAUCCCUCGAAAGGAGUUUUGAAUAAAUCAAGAUGCACUAUUUGUGGUAAACUAACUGAGAUUCGUCAUGAAGUUAGCUUUAAAAAUAUGACUCAUAAGCUGUGCAGUGAUCAUUGCUUCAAUAGAUACAGGAUGGCAAAUGGUUUAAUAAUGAAUUGCUGUGAGCAUUGUGGGGAGUAUUUGCCCAGUAAAGGAGCUGGAAACAAUAUUCUUACUGUUGAUGGUCAGCAGAAAAGAUUCUGCUGUCAGAACUGCGUUGGUGAAUACAAGCAGAAAUAUGCCAAAUUAACAUCUUGUACUGGCUGCAGAGCUCAGUGCAGGUUUUUUGACAUGACUCAGUGCAUAGGACCUAACGGAUAUAUGGAGCCAUACUGCUCAACUGCAUGCAUGAACACACACAAAUCAAAAUAUGCAAAAUCACAAAGUAUGGAAAUUAUUUGCCACUUUUGUAAACGAAACUCUUUACCUCAGUAUCAAGCCACAAUGCCUGAUGGAAAACUGUACAACUUUUGCAGUUCCAGUUGUGUAGCUAAAUUUCAGACUCUUAGUGUGCAAUCUUCAACAAAUGGUCAGUUUGUCUCUCCCAGUGAUAUUCAACUGAAAUGUAAUUAUUGCAAAAGUUCUUUUUGUUCAAAGCCAGAAGUACUGGAAUGGGAGAACAAAGUGUAUCAGUUCUGCAGCAGAGCAUGUUCAGAUGAUUAUAAGAAAUUGCACUGCAUAGUUACAUACUGUGAAUACUGUCAAGAGGAGAAAACGCUGCAUGAGACAGUGAAUUUCUCUGGCAUCAAAAGACCAUUUUGUAGUGAAGGCUGCAAGCUGCUAUAUAAACAAGACUUUGCAAGACGGUUAGGACUGAGAUGUGUUACUUGUAAUUACUGCUCACAGCUGUGCAAAAAGGGAGCAACUAAGGAACUUGAUGGUGUAGUGAGAGAUUUCUGCAGUGAAGAGUGCUGUAAAAAAUUUCAGGACUGGUACUACAAGGCUGCACGAUGUGACUGUUGUAAGUCUCAAGGAACUCUCAAAGAGAAAGUGCAGUGGCGUGGCGAAAUGAAGCACUUUUGUGACCAGCACUGUUUGCUCCGUUUCUACUGUCAACAAAACGAACCAAAUCUGGCAACCCAAAAAGGACCCGAGAACUUACACUAUGAUCAGGGCUGUCAAACCCCCCGAACAAAAAUAACGGGCUCAGCACCACCACCUUCUCCAACACCUAACAGAGAAAUGAAGAACAAGGCAGUUCUUUGCAAGCCUUUGACAAUGACGAAAGCCACAUACUGUAAACCUCAUAUGCAGACAAAGUCAUGUCAGACAGAAGAUGAUUGGAAAAAAGAGUAUGUCCCAGUGCCUAUUCCUGUACCCGUCUAUGUUCCGGUGCCUAUGAACAUGUAUAGUCAAAAUGUUCCUGUUCCUACAACGGUUCCUGUUCCUGUGCCAGUUCCAGUUUUCCUGCCCACCACUCUGGAUAGCAGUGAGAAAAUCCUUACAGCAGUAGAAGAGCUGAGGGGAAAAGUGCCCUCAAAUCCUCUAGAAACCGAGCUACUGAACUUGUCAGGGAUGGUACCUGAACAUGGUGGAAAAGAUGAAGCUUCUGAUGUGGCCAAUGUGAUAGUUGAGUCAAGUCUACCAAGCUCGGAAACAGAGGCACGAACAAGCUUGCCCGAUGUUCCGUAUGAACCAGACCUUGAUAUUGAAGUAGACUUUCCAAGAGCAACUGAAGAGCUUGAUACAGAAAAUGAGUUUUUAUUACCUCCUGUGUUCGGGGAAGAAUAUGAGGAACAGCCAAGGCCUCGGUCCAAAAAGAAGGGGGUGAAGAGGAAAGCGGUGUCAGAAUACCAGUCUCACGAUGACAGCUCUGAAAACUCAGAGUGUAGUUUUCCAUUCAAAUACGCGUAUGGUGUAAAUGCAUGGAAGCACUGGGUAAAGUCUCGGCAUUUAGAUGAAGAGCUUCCGGAACUAGAGGAACUGAAAUCAACAAAGUCUGUGAAAUUAAAGGAAGAUUUAUUAUCACAUACUUCAGCUGAGUUAAACUAUGGGUUGACACAUUUUGUCAACGAAAUUCGAAGGCCAAAUGGAGAGAACUAUGCACCUGACAGCAUCUAUUAUCUGUGUCUUGGGAUUCAGGAGUAUUUAUAUGGAAGUAAUCGAAAAGACAACAUAUUUAUUGAUCCAAUCUACCAGAUGUUUGAACAGGAAUUAAAUAAAAUCCUUAGGAGUUGGCAACCAAGCAUACUUCCAGAUGGAUCAAUAUUCUCUCGAGUUGAAGAAGAUUACCUUUGGAGGAUUAAACAGCUAGGAUCACAUUCACCGGUUGCUCUUCUGAAUACUCUGUUCUACUUUAACACUAAAUAUUUUGGCCUGAAAACAGUGGAGCAGCACUUAAGACUUUCUUUUGGCACUGUUUUUAGACAGUGGAAAAAAAAUCCUCUAACAAUGGAAAGUAAAGCCUGUCUUCGAUAUCAAGUGUCUUCCCUGUGUCGAGCUGAUAAUGAAGAUAAAAUUACUACUGGAAAAAGGAAACAUGAAGAUGAUGAACCAGUAUUUGAACAAAUUGAAAACACGUCUGAUCCAGCUAGAUGCCCUGUGAAAAUGUUUGAGUGCUAUCUGUCUAAAAGCCCACAGAAUCUGAAUCAGAGGACGGACAUGUUCUAUCUGCAACCAGAGUGCUCUGUCUCUGCCGAGAGUCCCAUCUGGUACACUGCCACUUCACUGGACCGCAACACUUUGGAAAAUAUGCUCGUACGGGUUCUUUUAGUAAAAGAUAUUUAUGAUAAAGACAAUUAUGAACUGGAUGAAGACAUAGAUUGAAACAAACUUCCAAAAACCGUCAAGAAAACAAACAGCAUUAGAUAUAGUCAUGCUGCUAGACCUUUACUAUGGAAAACAUUUCAAGUUUACCCUUUGUUUUAUGAGUUUUGUAGCAGUGUGUACCCUCACCCGGGUAUUACCAUGUAAAUAGUCUGUGAGUGAAAGUUUCCAUUAUUCUGCGUAGUGGUUUUAGGAUACCUAACAAACACAUUUCAGAUUCUUUUUUUAUUAUUUAUUUGAUUAGGUAUGUUUGUAACUUUUUACAUUGCAAAAUAUGAAUGAGAAUGUGCCAUGUGUAAUUUUUUUUCCCCCCCCUUGUAGUAAGAGACAUCCAUAUUGCACAACUCUGCUGUUGGAAGCUCCCUUGAAAGGAGGCUCUUUUAAUGGGUUCUUAAACCGGAUGGUUGUGUAUGGGUAGCAGUACUAAAGUUUAGAACUUGCUGUGUCUUUCAGAAUUUUUAAAUAAAUUGUAAACUAAUAGGUUUUUUACUUUUUAGUUACUGAAGCCUUAUAAGGUUAUGUAGAGAGAUUCCAUCUUAUGUACCAAAAAUAGACAAAAGAGAAUGCUGUCAAUAUUGGUGUACUGUAAUGUGAAUCUAUUCUGGUGAAAACAUUUUUUUCGUUGCCCUUAUUAAAACCUUAGUGUCCUUU
Grus americana (Whooping crane) is the source of this 5834-nucleotide messenger RNA. RefSeq names its product zinc finger MYM-type containing 2 (gene ZMYM2). Gene Ontology annotation, molecular function: zinc ion binding. The coding region runs from base 1137 to 5183 and encodes 1348 amino acids. The record is from RefSeq and is a predicted model, not a curated record. The transcript is spliced from 26 exons. Lineage: Eukaryota; Metazoa; Chordata; Aves; Gruiformes; Gruidae.